AAACGUCAAAACAAAUGACAUAACCUCAAAAAUGUUAUAUAUGAACAAAUCUAAGUUUUUGUGCUGUUAUUAUCGAAAAUUAUUAACAAAAUGGUCACAUACAAAUUCAAUGCGGUUCAAGAGUUCUGCAGAACCAAAAAAGAAGACAUAUUCUCAUACAAUUCUUACGCCAAAAACUAAUUUUCCGGCUCGGUCCAAUAGUGCGAAGAAGGAAGAAAUCCAAAAGGCAGCACAAUUCUCCAAGCUCUACAACUGGCAAAGGGAACAUCUGACUGGUCCUGAGUUUGUGUUACACGAUGGACCACCUUAUGCUAAUGGUGAUUUGCAUAUGGGGCAUGCAGUUAAUAAGAUAAUAAAAGAUAUCAACAACCGCAGUCAUGUACUUCAAGGGAAUAGAGUUCAUUAUGUCCCAGGAUGGGACUGCCACGGUCUUCCCAUAGAGUUGAAAGCCUUACAAAAAGCGAAGAAGGCGUCAAAACAAUCUGAACCUAACAGCCCUGUACAUAUAAGACAACUUGCAAGAGCCUUCGCAUUGGAGACAGUCGAAAAACAGAAAGCAGCCUUCGAAAGUUGGGGUGUUAUGGCCGACUGGAAUCACUGUUAUUUGACAUUAAACAAUAAUUAUGUACAGAACCAGUUGAGGCAAUUUUAUAAGAUGUACAAAUCGGGGUUAAUAUAUCGUGCUUUGAAGCCUGUUUAUUGGUCCCCAUCAUCCAGGACAGCACUGGCAGAAGCAGAAUUGGAAUAUGACCCUCAGUACAAGAGCAAAGAAGUCUAUGUUACGUUUCAAGUCCAAAAAGUACCUGGUAUUCUACAAAAUACGGCAGCUGGAAAUAAUGUCUCUGCUAUCAUUUGGACAACUACUCCGUGGACCCUGGUGGCGAACAAGGCAAUAUGCUACAGCCCUCAUCUCAAGUACAGUCUCGUGACCUUGAGCAGUAGACCUGGUGAUAUGUUCAUAAUCUGCAACACCCUGAUAGAGUCACUGGAAAAGAUAUUUGGAACCGAGAUUACGAAGAUUGUCGAAUUUGAAGGUCAUCAACUGCAAGGCACCACGUACAGAAACCAUUUGACCAAAGAGACAUUACCCUUCCUUGAGGGGGAUCACGUCACGGACAGCAAGGGAACGGGUCUGGUGCACACUGCGCCCGCGCAUGGCCCAGAGGACUUCUUAGUCGCACUUAAGAACAACAUGACUGUGGAAUGUAAUGUCGACGAAGCAGGUCGCUACACCAAUCUAAGUGCUGACUUCAAUGGACUACCAGUACUGUCUGAGGGUCAGGAUUUGGUGAUAGAACGCCUCGAGGAUUCCGUUUUGCACCGAGGGACGUAUGUCCAUUCGUAUCCUCUCGAUUGGAGGACCAAGAAACCUGUUAUAAUUAGGGCGAGCAAACAGUGGUUUGUGGACACUGAAGCCUUAAAGGAGACCGCUUUGGCAUCUCUCGACAAUGUACAACUGCUACCGUCCUCGAGCGCGGACCAGUCUCGCCAAGGGUUCCGGAGCCAGUUAGAACGUCGCCCCUACUGGUGUAUAUCGCGGCAGAGGGCGUGGGGCGUUCCUAUACCAGCCCUGUACCACAAGGACGAUGUUCUCGUUGACGAGCGUAUCAUAGACAAGCUUUGCUUGCUUAUAGAGGCGGAAGGUCCAGACGUAUGGUGGACGUGCGAUGUGAAAAAUUUGCUUCCAGAAGACAUUGUCACAGAACAGAAGUUGGAUAUCAAAGAAGUCGCUAAAGGCCAGGACAUAAUGGACAUCUGGUUCGACUCCGGCAUAUCGUGGACUACCCUGGGCGGGUCCAAAGCACAGCUGUACUCAGAAGGUUACGACCAACUGACUGGUUGGUUUCAAACAUCGCUGCUGACAUCUGUCGCUUUAACCGGGGAAGCGCCUUAUAGGUCUAUAUUUGUACACGGAUUUGUGGUAGAUGAUAAAAAAAGGAAGAUGUCCAAGUCAAUUGGCAAUAUAAUUGAACCCUCUACCGUCAUACACGGCGGCAAGGACAGGAACGCUCAGCCGGCGUAUGGCGUUGAUACACUAAGAUGGUGGGUAGCAAGCCAUGCAACGCAGCAUUCUCAAAUAGUCAUCAGCAAAAAACUGCUUGACGAUUGUCAAAGUGAAGUCAUCAGGAUACGAAGCAUACUGAAAUACCUUCUUGGCGUAAUUAAUGACUUAGAAAAACCAGAUUUUGACAGAAAACCCUCUUUAAAUUAUUUCGACGAAUACCUAUUAGGUGAAACAUAUGAUUUUCUUAAACAAAUAAGUGAACAUUAUAGCCAUUUUAGAUAUAAUCACAUCGCACAGGCAACACUGUUUUUUAUAAGUAAUAAAGUGUCCGCUCUAUACUGCCAUUGUGUAAAAGAUAGGUUAUAUUGCUCCCAUAGAGAAUCGGACCAAAGGUUAUCUGCUCAAUUAGUUGUUAAUACAAUAUUAAUAUCUCUUUGUAAGGCAUUAGGGCCUAUUUUGCCGCAUUUAAUAGAGGAAGCGUGGCAACACCAUCCGUUGUACGAACGACCGUUCCAUUUCACGCGACAGUUGUCAGUUUUACCGCCAAAAACAGUUGACACUUCCCUUAUGGUCGCCAUGUUGGAUCUGAAAAGAGAUAUUUGUUUGAUUGCCAAAAAUGAGAAUUUGAAAAAGUUUGACGUCAAUAUUAAAUUGGAAACGGAUUUGUAUGAGAAAUUGAAAGAAUUGAACCGCACAAAUGAUGCGAAUGAUAGUGUGCUAUGCGAAAUAUUGGAAGUAUCUACUGUUAAUUUGGAGGUUAUGAAUGGCGGGAAAAAUUGGCAUAUUGAAAUGUCAGAGAGUGAAAGAAGCCAGUGUUUGCGAUGUAGGAAAUAUAAUGCUUUAGAAAAUAGCGACAAAUGUUUGAGAUGCGAAGAAGUUGUUAAUUUAUUGUAAAAUAUUAAAAAGAUAGAAUACUAUACCGAUUUGUAGACCGUAAAAGUUGUGCGUUCGAAUCUAGUGAAUACAAAGAGUUUGUCAAUUUAAAUUAAAAACAUCGAUAAUAAAUCUUAUUAAUUAUCCAAGAGAUGGCGGUGGGCUCGUUCUUUACUACUAUCAAUAUGCUCGACGAAAUGGGUGCAUGUCGAUAAAUACCUCUAACUAUCAAUCCCUCUAACCAUUGCGGAUUAUAGUAGUUAUUUAAUUAUUUAUUUUAUUAUAUAGAUGUUAAUUAUGUACAAUUAAAUAUUUCAAACCUAGAUAUGGUUUCUUUAUAUAAAUGCUUCGACAGAAAAGGACUUUUUAUUUAUUUAUACAGGAAAACCAGGGCUUCACUAGUAUAUACAGAAAUUGUCUACAGUUACAAAAUAAUGGUCGUUUCCUGCAGUUUUACCCGCGUGAGACAGUAUAUAUUAAAUAUCUUGUUUGUUAAAUAAAUAUGUCAAGUACGAUAGUCUGACUUUAACACAGGACUUUCUUUGCUUGGAGGCUAGACACUUUUUUAAAGGGCUUUUACCUUCUUCAGGUAUAUCAGCCCUAUCGUACCCUGAACUGAUAUCUCAAAUAAAGUUUUAUCUACUUUCCCUACUCACGAAAAGAGAGGAAUUAAUGGGCAUUAAUAAUUUACAGAGAUGAUCAAAAAUUUUUUAUUUUGGUUCAGCUAAUAUAGAUUGAAUAAAAUUCUAUCACAAAAGAUUUCAAAUAAUUUUAAUUGAAAUGACUUAUUUUUUAUAUCCACAAUAGAAAAAAAAAACACGAUGUACUUUGAUCUUUUCCAAGCAGAAAAACUAUAGAGUUGUCAUGUUUCCCGCUAAAUUAGAAAAAAGUCCCGCCAAAAACGUUAUUUAUCCAAUUUCGCGUUCUUUUUUAAACUGUUAUUUAAUUGGUAUAGAUGAUGUGUAUUUUAAAAUAUACUUUGUAUAUAUUCGAAGAAUUAUGAAUAAUAAAUUUAUCUUUUGUUGUA
Messenger RNA from Galleria mellonella (greater wax moth), 3905 nucleotides. RefSeq names its product isoleucine--tRNA ligase, mitochondrial (gene IleRS-m). The coding region runs from base 32 to 2899 and encodes 955 amino acids. Gene Ontology annotation, biological process: isoleucyl-tRNA aminoacylation. NCBI's taxonomy places the organism in Eukaryota, Metazoa, Arthropoda, Insecta, Lepidoptera, Pyralidae. Gene Ontology annotation, cellular component: cytosol. Gene Ontology annotation, molecular function: aminoacyl-tRNA deacylase activity; tRNA binding; ATP binding. The transcript has 12 exons. The record is from RefSeq and is a predicted model, not a curated record.